Molecule: messenger RNA, 2048 nt
Organism: Musa acuminata subsp. malaccensis (wild Malaysian banana)
Lineage: Eukaryota; Viridiplantae; Streptophyta; Magnoliopsida; Zingiberales; Musaceae
Product: protein IQ-domain 26-like
Molecular function (GO): protein binding
Source: RefSeq, a predicted model, not a curated record
UCAGUGUGGUUUCUUUUCUUCUCGCUCGUAAGAUUCGUACUCCUAUCAUAACAGCCCUUUGAAUGAUAUGGUUGGAGAGUAAUCUGCAUGUGUAGUAAAUGUAGAAUUCAGAUUGAUUCACGAGAGUGUCAGCAACUCUAAUGAGAAGUAGGAGUGCCACUGUAGAGAUCAUAGCUAUAGAAUGGUUUGCGAAGGUUUUGGUGGAGCAAAACAGGGAGCUUUUUGAACUUUCGAGGUCGGUCAGUUUCCUUCUUCUUCGUUCUGUCUCUGUCUCUCUCUUGCUUCGUCGUCGUCGUGCGACGGCCGUGGUUUUCGGGCAUGUCACGUAGUCUACACAUAGGUAGAGCCCAGCAGAUGGCGUCUUGUUUGCUGCCUUUUUCUUUGUCUUGUUGGUAAGCUACAAAGCAGAGCAGGAAAAAUCCAUUCUUUCGCCAUGUUUAAGGUGGUUUCCUUGCCCCUUUCCUCGAUCUCUCUCCGUCUUUUCUGCGGGAGGUUCGGAGCGUAGAGGAUAUAUAGAAACAUGAGUAGUUUCGUGUGUUACUUCUAAAUCAGCUGCGGGUAUCAAGUGGUCGAACAAAGCCUUCGUUUGAAUCGACAUGGAGACGGUAAGCGUCGUCGCCGAAAUGUAUUAGUUUUCCUGCAGGACUUCAUCGGAUACCGGCGGCUGAGAGAUGGGUCGGGCGACUCGGUGGCUGCGGAACCUUUGGGGCGGCGACAAGGAGAAAAAGGAGACGAAGGACUACUCCAGUUACGGUGGCGAGGCUAGGACGGAGAAGAAAAGAUGGAGCUUUAGGAAGUCAAGGAGCUCCGGCGAUGUAGCGCCGGGCCAGAACGCUUCCACGGCGGCGGCAAUCGAGGCGGCGUGGUUCAAGUGUUUCUAUGCUGAAAGCGAGAAGGAGCACAGCAAGCACGCCAUCGCCGUGGCCGCGGCCACAGCUGCUGCGGCCGAUGCAGCGGUGGCCAUGGUGCGGCUCACCAGCCAUGGAGCGGGCGCUCGCGAUCAGCUGGCGGCGGUGAAGAUCCAAACUGCAUUCAGAGGCUUCUUGGCGAGGAAAGCACUCAGAGCUCUCAGAGCACUAGUCAAAUUGCAAGCACUGGUUCGAGGAUAUCUUGUUCGCAAGCAAGCCGCCAAGACUCUUCACAGCAUGCAAGCUCUGGUGAGAGCUCAGGCCACCGUCCGAGCUCAAAGAGCUCGAAACCUUCGACCGGAAAUCCGCCAUCGGAGAUCCUUAGAGAGGUCGAAAGAUCUCAUGUCGUCGUUCCAGAGAUGGAGGCUCCCGACAAGCCUCGAUAGCACCAUCAUCGACAGGAGCCCAAAGAUGGUCGAGAUCGAUGCGUCCUACCCGAAGAAGCUGAGUUCUUCUCGCCCGACUGCUACCUCUUUCACAGAUCCAGCGGACGACAUACCUCUGCGUGGAUUCUCCUCUCAGAUUCCAGCACGAAUCUCUGUACCCAGCCGGCGAAACUUCGAAGAGAACGACUGGUACUGCAUCAACGGCGACAGGUGCCGGUGCUCAGUCACCGCACAGAGCACACCCAGAUACGUGAAUUUGUCCUGCGAUGUAGCUGCGACUCCCGUGCUCCGGCAAUCGUUGAGCGUAUCGAACUCUCCCACCUACAUGGCGAAGACGCAGUCAUCCAAGGCAAAGCUAAGGUCACAGAGCGCCGCAAAGCAGCCGCCGGAUCCGGCAGAGACGAGGAGGAGGCAGCCGUUGAGUGAGGUAAACGUGGAGGCCAGGGCUAAUGUAGCUGGCAUCGCAACGAAGAAGCCACGCCCUCAAGCUCAAGAGGCUUUCAACUUCAAGAAAGCCGUGAUCGGGAGGCUCGAUAGGUCCUCGGAGCUGAUGACGAAGGAGGCAGACAGGGAGGCUUACUCCCACAGAAGGUGGUAAUGCAAUGGAGGAAACCCAGUGAUUAUUUUCUCCCCUCUGGUGAUCUGUUCUGUUUUCCUGUUCGUGUGAGCAUGUUGUAUGAGAUUCUUCAUCGAAUGGUGCGAAAUGGAGCUUCAGAAAAUUACUCGAUUUGAAUCUUUCAAGAGGUUUUAAGGA